Staurois parvus is the source of this 313-nucleotide messenger RNA. The record is from the annotation of a GenBank genome assembly. NCBI's taxonomy places the organism in Eukaryota, Metazoa, Chordata, Amphibia, Anura, Ranidae.
CUGCUCUAGGAGGAUUUAGAACCACUGACCUCUGUAUGGACAAUUCUGAUUGGCCCUGUGCUGGCCACAUGCACUCCCCCCCCCCUAAAAAAAAAAAAAAAGAAAAAAAAACCUUUCUAGCAAUACACACCAAACUGUGCAUGUGCAGAGUGACUCCACACAAUAUAUCUUAUAUAAGAUAACAGGGGGACAGUGAAAGAAGAUCAAACAACCUUUUUAAACAAUACAGAGGAUUAACCCCUUAGCUUCCUUUGAGAGUAUAACAAGCAUGCUUUACUGCAGAUACAGACUGAUUUUACUGUUGUGGGUUUAG